This is a messenger RNA of Orbilia oligospora ATCC 24927, 483 nucleotides long. RefSeq lists its product as uncharacterized. The record is from RefSeq and is a predicted model, not a curated record. The coding region runs from base 1 to 483 and encodes 160 amino acids. Lineage: Eukaryota; Fungi; Ascomycota; Orbiliomycetes; Orbiliales; Orbiliaceae. The transcript has a single exon.
AUGGCAUGGGGAGACCGCGAUCGAGGUCGUGAAGUCUGCAAACCAAAGACAUUUUAUAUAACCAAAUAUAAAACCAAUACUAUCACCAAGUUCUCCAUCCAAAAAACAACAAUAAGGACAACCGUCAUCAAAACUAUUACAGUCACCGCAGAACCCGACAAUUCGGUUACAGAAGAACCUGCAACUGCGGUCACCGAUCCACCACCAGAAGAAGGGCCCCCGGCCCCAUCUACCUGCCCACCAUCAUCCAUUGCUACAAACGUUCGACGUAACUGCGGGCCAAUGCCAUCGUGUAGUAAAUGCAGAGACACUAUUACAGCGACUCAGACUUUUAACUGCAAUUGCAUUCGCCAUCCAAACGGAUGUCGCGUCGUGAACUUUAGGCAGAAGUGUCCUGGGGAUUGUGCAUGCACUACGUUGACUUUGUAUGUCCCGGCGAUAGGGUGCACUUCUACGCAGACUCUUGUUAGUGCUGUUGUUUAA